AUGUCGAAACGCUCCCGCGACACCUCCCAAGAGCCACCAGAUGCUCCAUCAACAUCAACACCAUCAACAAUACCCUCAUCUCCACCACGACAUAAAUAUCCUCACAUGGAUCGUUCGUCUGAACAACCAGGUCCCUUGAACACGUUGAUGCACUGCACCCUACCGCCGCAUAAAGGCGACUUAACGUUCCCUACGUACGAAGCGUAUGAAUCGCAUUACUUGCAGACGCAUAUAAACCGGUGUUCGGAAUGUGCGAAGAAUUUCCCGUCGGAUUUACUGCUUACGAGGCAUAUUGAGGAGAAUCAUGAUCCUGUUAUGGAGGAGAGGAAGGAGAGGGGCGAGAAGACGUUUGGUUGUUUUGUAGAGGGGUGUGAGAGGAGGUGUUCGACGCCUCAGAAACGAAGGAGGCAUUUGAUUGAUAAGCAUUGUUUUCCAAAGGGGUAUAAUUUCUAUAUUGUCAAUGAUGGGAUAGACAAGUAUAGCUCCAUGCUCCGGUCGAGCGUGACUAUGCAUAGACGUCGUUUCUCGUUGGAGACAGGCGGUGCUAGUUCGAGAGGGAAUGGCGUUAUAUCUCCGGGCGCAACGCCGUCAAGACGGCGAGACCAUGCUACGUAUGAGGAUGUCAAGGCGAAUGAUGUAUCUUCUGUUAAUGGGCGUGUUGAUGUGGAAGAACAAGAUGGUUUAGACGGUCUUACGAAGUCGAUGUCUGCGCUGAGGUUUGUACCUCAUAGCGUAGCGGCACGGAUGUCAUCGAAGAAAUAA
Molecule: messenger RNA, 762 nt
Organism: Nannizzia gypsea CBS 118893
Lineage: Eukaryota; Fungi; Ascomycota; Eurotiomycetes; Onygenales; Arthrodermataceae
Product: C2H2 type zinc finger domain-containing protein
Exons: 3
Coding region: 1-762 (253 amino acids)
Source: RefSeq, a predicted model, not a curated record